AUGGGUCGUCAAAUCAUCUUCGGCGGCUAUCACUUGGCGGAGUAGAAAAAUGGUGACUUUGUAGCUCUCUAGUGGCUGCCACUCGACAAAGAGAAGCUAGAUGGAAGUGGGGCGCAUGUCAAAGAGCUUCAUCCUCAGGUCCGCGCAGUCAGAAAAGACUCUUCAUCGCAUCCAGUACGCUUUCAGGAGGUGGCAACUCGUCUCCUGGUGGAUCGUUCUCUUCUCGACGACGGCUUGUUCGUCGAUCAAUUGAAGAUACUUUACUCGAUGGAUUUGCAAUCUUUUUAUCGCGAAUCGUUCAGCAAUUUUAGUAACAAUGCUCCGCGAAUCGCGUUGACGAGAUUUUUGCUGAUGAUCUAGCGAUUCUAGUUGCUUAACCCUUCACCGGCGAUUUGCAUGAAAGUCGUCAUAGUUAGAUAAAAAAUAUGAGUUUUGGCUCUAGGAGGAUUCGAACCCGUGCCGGUUUCCCACCCUUUCUAGAGACGGUGUGACACAGGUUUAGUCCUACAUCACUUGUGCGCCGAAUUUUCGGGCGAAUAUAUAGUAAUGUUACAUUUGCAAGCAAGUCCCUUUCUCGCGCAUGUACGACCACUCCUUGCCCCACAAUCGGCUGGCCACCGAUGACGUGGAAGGGGGGGUGGCGCACACGUGCCCUUAUCAGUCCAUGCCGCUCGAGCCCCUACUCACGGCUCCUCCCCGACUACGCAUCUGACCCACUUGCAAGCUCGACUGGCCGGUAGGUCCCCCCCAUUUUAUUUAUUUUUAUUUUUAUUUAUUUUUCUUCAUUGAUCUCAAAAGUAAGAUUGUAAAAAUCAUAUAAAUUUGUAUAAAAUCACAUAAUUACCCAAAAAAUUAUGUUAAUCAACUGAAAACCCCUUUUCACACUUUAACACAAAUAUAAGUCUAUUUAUCAUGAGUUAAGGCUAAAAUUAUAUUAUUUACUAAUUAUUAACUCAUGAUAAUAAAGACUUAUCAACCACCUAGUAAACCCAUAGAAAAUUUAGGAAACUAUUCAAUAGUAGGAUUUCAACGAGGAGAGUCUAGUUGGACAAAUUUAAGAAAAGACCCAUGAAAUGAAAAUGUUAGGAUAGUGAAUACAUUGAGUGAGAGUAUUUUACAUAAUCCUUAUUCUUAGUUAUUAGAGGAAAUAGAUGAACUAUUAAAAGUAAAUGAGAAUAUUAAGGUUGAAAAUAUAGUGAGGAUGAAUGAAUAUAAUCAUUUAUUGGUCACAAUUGAUGAAUGAAUAUAGUGAGGAUGAUGAGGAGAAAGAGCCCUUAGAUGAAGAAACAACAGCUGAUCAUGGAAAAAUCAUUCAAAUUUUAGUAGAAGGGAGUAAAGAGAGAAAUGAGGAAACACAUAUUUCAGGUGAGGAAAAAUUAAUUGAUUUAGGAGAUGUAGGAGGCAAAAUUAAUAAAUUUAAGAAAACUUUUGCUGCCAUGAAUGUUGAUAGUGAUGAUGAUAAUGCAUAUCAGUCUUUGCCUUACUUCUCUUCGUUCUUUGUUUUUUUUUAAAUUUUUUGGCAAGAAGAAAAUAAAACAAGAGUUAAUUUUUUUGUGUACUCUAAGAGAAAAAUAGAAAAAUACUAAAUAUUAUGUAAUACAUCUCUGAGAAUGGCGUCAAAAUUUGACGUGACUUAAUUGUUGUAUAGUAAAUCACGCAAAUUUAAAAUUUAUAAAACUAGAAAAUACAAAUUUUUAGAUAUUUAGAAGUAUUUCUGAACAAAUAUAUCAAGUAUAAUUUAAUAAAACUUUCAAAAAUAGCAGUAAUUUUCUAAGUCUAUCACAAGGAUGUAAUAUAAUAUCAUGUAAUUAUUCAGAAUUUUCCUCAAAGAAUACUAUUUUCUAUGAAUUUUAUACUAAGAAAUGAAAAUGAAAUAUAUUUAAAAUUCACGAAAAAGGGAAAUAAGGGUGCGGAUGUUAGGAUGACGUCAGCACCUAGCGAAUGCGAAUCGGGCAAAAACAGAGUUCCGCCUGGCGAUUCUUACUUAAGUGAUUAGAGACGAUUUAAUUGAUCAAAUUAAGAUCAAUAAAAGUCGAAAGAAUCGUAAUUGAAUGAAGUAUAUCUUGGUAAAUUUAAAUCACAUAAAUUAUCACUAAAGGAAGUGGAAAGUAAGUUGAAAGCAAGAAAAUAGAGUUCCGGCGUCGCAACGGUGAUGUGUCGGCAAUGCACCAGAAUCCUGAGCGUUUGGGAGGAUCAUCGUGCAGUGUCCACAGCCUUGAAGGCCCUCCUUGGACAAAGACGACAUAGGCAAUCUCUAGAUCUCUUUGUGAAGUCUAGAGAUCAAUGAAAUGGGUCGUCAAAUCAUCUCCGGUGGCUGUCACCCAACAGAGCGAAAAAAUGGCGACUUUGCAGCUCUCUAGCAGCUGUCAUUUGACGGAGAGGAGCUGGAUGGAGGUGGUGCGCGUGUCAAGGAGCUUAAUCCUCAGGUCCGCGUAGUAGGAGGAGGCUCUUCAUUACAUCCGGUACACUCUCAGGAGGUGGCGACUCAUCUCCCGGCAAAUCGUCCUCUUCCCGACAAUAGCCUGUUCGUUGAUCAAUCAGAGAUGCUUUACUCGAUGGAUUCGCGAUCCUUUAUCACGAAUCGUUCAGCAAUUUUAGUAACAAUGCUCUGUAAAUUGUAGUGAUGAGAUUUUCACCAAUGAUCCAGCAAUUUUGAUUUUUUAAUCCUUCAUCGGUGAUCUGCAAGAAAGUCGCGAUAAUCAGAUAAAAAUAUGAGUCUUGGCUUUGGGAGGAUUCGAACCCGCACCGGUUUCUCGCCCUUUUUGGAGAAGGUGUGACGCGGGUUUAGUCUCACAUCAGUUGUGCACUGACGUUUCUGGCGAAUAUAUAGUAAUAUUACAUUUCCAAUCAAGUCCCUUUCUCACGUGUGUACGACCACUCCUUGCCCCACUACUGGCUGGCCAUUGGUGACGUGGAAAGGGAGUGGCGUACAUGUGCCCCUAUCAGUCCUAGCCGCUUGA
Molecule: messenger RNA, 2960 nt
Organism: Spirodela intermedia
Lineage: Eukaryota; Viridiplantae; Streptophyta; Magnoliopsida; Alismatales; Araceae
Source: the annotation of a GenBank genome assembly